AUGUCACACAGGUCCAUCCUUGGUCUUCCUACCGAGAUUCUUAGCCAGAUCCUUUCUAUCUGUGAGCAAGUUUCCCAGAAGGGAGAGUCUCAUUGCACUGCCCCUUUGCUCACCUGCCGAAAGCUCUACCAUCUCACACUUCCCGUCCUUUACCGCGACCUACGGUUCACCUACUCCUCUCAGCCGCGGACAAGCUACCUGCACCGGUCUCUGGAAUCCGAUCCGAGCCUAUAUCUGCUCGUCCGGUCUCUAUUGUUAGAUCUGCGACCGAAGAAUCCAGGCGAGUAUAUCGCGCUCGACGACUAUGUGGCGGCCGCCAAUGUGUUAAGCCGGUGUGAGGUGCUCCAUUCGCUGCAGAUCUGGGGCACCGCCUUCCUGUCGCCCGAAGACCGGAAACCUUACCAGAUGGAAGCGCCGCCGGGCCGAUCGCCAAUCGACCUCUGCCGAUGGGAACUCUUGCAGUAUGCUCUCUUCCAACGCCCCACAUUGCGGAGGGUGGAGAUGGCCAGCAAUCGAGAUUCGCCUGGCCAUGGCUUCAAGCUCCGCUUGGAUUGUCAGGUGCAGGCCCGUGAUUUGCGGUUGUUGCCGGGUAGGGGCAUAAACCUCCCGGUGCCAGGGACGACUCCCCAAGAAGAGAUUAGGUUGCGAAUAUUACGGAAAAAAGAUGAUGCAGGUAUGCAGGGGGACGCCCGCCGCCGCUUGAUUGACUUCAGCAUAGCAUUCGGGCCCGGCCACGCCGGCAAGGAGUAUGAAUGGAGGAACUUCGAGUUUACCCUCGUCUUCUUCUGGAUGAAGCAUCGUCCGCACAUCCUCCGGCGCCUGGUUCUUGGAGACUUCAAGCCCCCUCCGCUGGUCAAGGAGUUCCAAGCGGCAGCGUACCCCAACCUACACACGGUUGUCUGUCCGCCGGCCCACGUGAAGGAGCGCAGGCGUAGGCAUAGCCCGUACAAGCCGCCCUCUGAGGUGAUCGAUCAGCUUCUGGGCCCGUCGGUGCAUACGCUUGUGUUCGACCUGACCAGCGAUGACCAGCACAUUGGACUGUCUUCUUCCGCGUUCGGGGAGCCAGAGGAGCGGUGGCUGCGGGAGCUGGGCCAGCUCGCCGCCGCCCCGGACCGAAACUUGGCGCUGCGGACGAUCUACAUCGACUUUAAACCAGACCCAGACUGUGAACAGGGAUUCGAUCCAGCGAACUAUGCCUGGGACCGUCUAGUGCGAUUGCAAAGGCAAUUGCAGCCCUUGGGGAUUAGCGUGGAGUAUCCUGCACCUUCGAUGACGCGAGAGGAGUAUCACGAGCUGUGUCGCCAGCAUCAAGAGUGGAUUGCGGAUGAAACCGUGAGAAGAACGGGGUUAGAACCUCCAGAUAAUAGCGGCGGUCUCGAAGUGUAA
Messenger RNA from Aspergillus japonicus CBS 114.51, 1386 nucleotides. RefSeq lists its product as uncharacterized. Bases 1 to 1386 code for a protein of 461 amino acids. The transcript has 2 exons. NCBI's taxonomy places the organism in Eukaryota, Fungi, Ascomycota, Eurotiomycetes, Eurotiales, Aspergillaceae. The record is from RefSeq and is a predicted model, not a curated record.